Molecule: messenger RNA, 1692 nt
Organism: Gadus chalcogrammus (walleye pollock)
Lineage: Eukaryota; Metazoa; Chordata; Actinopteri; Gadiformes; Gadidae
Exons: 10
Coding region: 127-1692 (521 amino acids)
Source: RefSeq, a predicted model, not a curated record
AUGGAAAUACAGUGUGGCUCUGUGAUUUAGCGUGAGAGGUCAAAACUGCAUGAUACAUCACAUUUGUAGUGACAACUUUAGCUAGCUACGUAAGCUAAUCGCUAACGCUAGCAAGGCAAACGGAUCAUGUUGGUCAAAGUCAAGUUCAGAGGCAUCCAGAAAUUCAUUAGCAUUUCCGAAGCCAAGCUCAGUGAACUGCUUGAGUGUGCAUUCCAGAAGUUUGGCAUCUCCCUCAGCCAAUUGCCUAAUGCAAAGCUCUUUGAUGACUCCAAAACUGAGGUUGAUCAUGAGGUGUUUGAAGAAGUGAUCGGUGCAAAUACUGGUGUUUAUGAGCUAUCCAUUGAUGGUGUCUCUGAAGGUUUUGUUUCUGAGGCACCAGCUGUUGGCCAGUCGACACCUGUAAGUCAAGAGGACUCUGAUACUGACUCUAUUGUCAUUGUGAGCGAAGAAAGUCCCCAGGGGAAACGGUCCAGACCAAAUAGAUCUGAUGCCCAUGCUUUGGUUGACGAAAUACUUCGCAAGAAACCUGGUGGUGAUAAUGUCAUUAGGGAGUAUGACAGAACAAAAAUGUUGUCAGACAGUACACAGCGGAAAAUGGUGAACAUUCUAGUAGCUGAAAUGAUGGAGAAGCAUGGAAAAAUGCCACCACGCCAUGUAAGAGAAAUGUAUGCACGGGGAAUUAUCGAGCUCUUUCCAUACCUGAGGGAUCCCCAAGCAAAACAUGGCUACGAACAUUACUAUGAUUCCCAGAGCGGCCAGGGUUACCUCAGUUGGCGAAUAAAGACAGUCCAGAGAAACAGCUCGCACGGAAAAUCACCAAUCUCCAUCAAGACAUUUGAUGGAGGUCCAACAGCACAAAGACAAGUUGCAGGCACCUCACAACACUCUGAUGAAGACUGCGUCAAUGCAAUCUCCCUGAUGAAGCAUAGUGUUGAUGAAGAAACAGUCAAGCAGAAAAUGAGGAGUACCUUUCGGUAUCGAAGGAAUAUGGUUGAAGAUCCUGUAAGAUGUGGCGAUGUCCUGGCAGAAUACCCACGUUUUAAAGAUGUGAAAGGCCUAAUUGAACAGGACUUUGUGGAGCUGUUUGGAGAGGCCACAAGCAACACAUUUAAGGAGAGAUGGCCCACCGCCUUCAAAGACAAAAUCAUCGCCCAAAGUAAGGGACUACACCGCACAGCUGAGCUCCAAGAACUCAUUGAUGUUGCUGAAUCAUCUGACCAUGUCAAUAGUGAUCGUGAAGAUUUGGGAUGGGACAGUGACAUGUCUGGAAUCCUCCUCCUCCUGUAUCUAUUUCCACCUUCAGCACAGGGUCGCAAGCGACCUGGCAAGAUGGCGGCGGCUCAAGCAGAGAAGCUUCUCGUGGUGUUUCAGAAGACAGGAACCAGCAUACAACAGCACCUUGAUUCCAUCGAAGAGAGAAGACAGCCCUAUCUUCUUGCCACCGGUACCAAGAAAAGUCGCAUCCAUGGCUACUACAUCAUACUGGACAAGCAAGCCAUAGCGUGUCAGGCUGUGAGUGCUGUUGGAGCAUUUGAUGAACUUUUUAAAGCUCACUUUGUAUUUGGCACAUCCUAUAACAAUGCGCUGUACAAAAUGUACACUUUCAUUCAGACCACAAUUUUUGAAAUAGACAUAGGGAAGGUUAGAGAGACUCCUCGGGUUGCUGAACUCAGAGCAAGACUGCUCCACUAA